UGCAUGCUGAGGUGACUUCGAAGAUAGGCGAGAUGCUCUACCUAGUAGCACUAACAAUUUCUUCAGGGAAAGCAUAAUAUAAGUUUGCUAGAUCCUGUAUGAUCUAUUUUAUGUCUUGUCCAAUCAGACUGAUGCGGCUACGUGAAACGUCAUCCUUGUGCCUGUUUUUCACGCAGAUGCUUUCUUGUGGGAUUCCUUACUUGUAGUUCUAAGUUUUACUGUCGUAGCCAUGUUUGCCUCCUGAAGUAUCUUCUCAGGAUUGUAUGGUAGAUUCAUAAUUCACAGGCUAUGCCCAAAACACAUGGAAUUUGAUUGAAGGCUUGUUACAUAUGAAUUUAUACCACCAAAGAAACUGAAAUUCCUGGAUGCCAUGAUUCCAGUGUAGUGCAAGAGAACUGCAAGUCUGACUAACAAGGUAGGGAUUGACGCUGCAAUAUUCCAACAUUUAUGAUGAUCAAUUCCUGCAUCCAAUGUUACUCUGCGCGUCCAGCAGUACUGAUAAUUGCAACCUGUCCUAUUUCAUCAGACAAAAGUUCAGUUUUCAGUAAUGUUCAGCCUCUAUAGACACCGUGGAUUGGUUCAGACCGGCAACCACAAAGUAUAUCUGGCCAGGAAUUAAGGCAUAUACACAAUCACAAGCUUUAUCAGCAUGGGCAAAACAACUCAUCAUGUUAACAUCAUCAGCUUGCCGCAUCCCAAAAGGUAUUUCUUCUUUCCCAGGCCACCCCAUCCAUGCGACAUGCUAAACCAAGCUCACCAAGAAAAGCUGUCUUGGUAGCACUUGGCUUGCCUCCCUCGCCAUCAGUCGCCUGCCUGCCUACCUCGAGCUUUAAAUCUCUCAAGGAUGCCUCCAGCGCCUUCCCCUUUCUCCCUCGGAUUCACAUCAGUUGACGGCUAUAGGAUGGGAGAACAACCAAGAAGAACUCGUCAGCUGUGUCUGCUUGCUCUGGUGUUCGCGCAAUGGCACCAAGUCUCGAUGGCCAUGACGUUCACUAUCUCCAACUACUGCUCCCACCCGAUCUGGCCGGGGACGCUCGCCGGCUCCGGCACGUCGCAGCUUUCCACGACGGGGUUCAGGCUUGAGCCUGGGCAGACGGUCCAGCUCGCGGCGCCGGUGGGGUGGUCGGGGCGGAUAUGGGCGCGGACGGGGUGCGUGUUCGACGCGGACGGCGCGGGCGUGUGCCAGACGGGCGACUGCGGCGGGCGGAUGGAGUGCCGCGGCUCCGGCGCCACGCCGCCGGCCACGCUGUUCGAGGUCACCCUGGGGCAGGGCGGCGGUCAGGACUUCUACGACGUCAGCCUCGUCGACGGCUACAACCUGCCGGUCGUCGCGAUCCCGCGUGCGCGCCAGGGCGCGUGCAACGCCACCGGGUGCAUGGCCGACCUCAACCGCUCGUGCCCGAGGGAGCUCCAGGUGGACUGCGGCGGCGGCGCCAUCGCGUGCCGGAGCGCGUGCGAGGCGUUCGGGCAGGACAGGUACUGCUGCAGCGGCGCGUACGGGACGCCGGACGCGUGCCACCCGACGGUGUACUCGUCCAUCUUCAAGUCGGCGUGCCCGCGCGCGUACAGCUACGCCUACGACGACAGAACCAGCACCUUCACCUGCAGGGCCGUGGACUACACCAUCGCCUUCUGCCUCCCGACCUCCGAGAUAAAGAGGUCGGAUGCGAAGUUUCUCGGAGCACAGAUAGACGACGGCCAGAGCACCGGCAAUGGCAAUGCGCCGCCGAUUUACAACAACGGCGGCUUCAAACCGCCGAUCUACAACUACGGCGGCGGAGGUUCUCGUGUGCCGACGACGACAACCUCGUCAGCGAGCACACGAUACAGCCAGCCGUGGCUCCUGCUACUGCUGGUGCUCGUCUUCUUUUUCUGACGGCGCUCGGUUGACCUUGUUCGUGCAUUGCCUUCUCGAAGAAUUUGGCAAUUUAGUGAAGAAAUGGAACAUCUGAGCUCAGCUAACACAUGGUAGCAAUUAUGGAUCGAGAGGAAAAGACCCAAGAGACAGAUUA
Molecule: messenger RNA, 2012 nt
Organism: Sorghum bicolor (sorghum)
Lineage: Eukaryota; Viridiplantae; Streptophyta; Magnoliopsida; Poales; Poaceae
Product: thaumatin-like protein 1b
Exons: 3
Coding region: 845-1876 (343 amino acids)
Biological process (GO): defense response
Cellular component (GO): extracellular region
Source: RefSeq, a predicted model, not a curated record